AUGCAGGUGGCGGCGCUGCCGCUGGCGCUGCUGGCCGCGCUGUGCGCGCGGCUGAGCGCGCUGUGCUGCAGCCUCGCGCGCCUCUCGCUGCCCCUGCGCGGCUGGCGGCGGCCUGCGGCCCCCGUGCGCGGCGCGGCCGCGGGGCGGCAGCGGGAGAGGCGGCGGGACGGGGCGGCCCCGACGCCCACGAGCGUCAACUACCACUUCACACGCCAGUGCAACUACAAGUGCGGCUUCUGCUUCCACACGGCCAAGACCUCCUUCGUGCUGCCGCUGGAGGAGGCCAAGCGCGGGCUGGCCAUGCUCAAGGAGGCAGGGAUGGAGAAAAUCAACUUCUCCGGAGGGGAACCGUUUCUCCAGGACAGAGGCGAGUUUGUGGGCAAGCUGGUGCAGUUUUGCAAGCAGGUUUUGAAGCUGCCGAGCGUCAGCAUCGUGAGCAACGGCAGCAUGAUCAGAGAGCAGUGGUUCAAGAAGUAUGGUGAAUAUUUAGACAUUUUGGCGAUUUCUUGCGAUAGUUUUGAUGAGGAAGUCAAUGUUUUAAUUGGUCGUGGUCAAGGAAAGAAGAACCACGUGGAGAAACUGCAUAAACUGAGAAAGUGGUGCCGAGACUAUGCUGUUGCUUUCAAAAUAAAUUCAGUCAUCAACAGAUUUAACAUUGAGGAAGAUAUGAAUGAGCAGAUCAAGGCACUCAACCCUGUGCGCUGGAAGGUUUUCCAGUGCCUGCUCAUCGAAGGGGAGAACUGUGGUGAGGAUGCUCUGAGGGAAGUAGAAAAGUUUCUCAUCAGUGAUGAUGACUUUGAACGAUUCCUGGAUCGCCACAAGAAUGUCUCCUGCUUAGUACCAGAGUCUAAUCAGAAGUGCUACAUUACCACUCUCAGCAACCAGCUUCAUCAUGCUGGAAGGCAGUAUUUGUACUUUUUUGUGAGGCUUUCCAUCAAUUAUGAAGGCAUUGAUCCCAGUCCAAUAGAAACCAGUGGGAAUUCUGGUGUGGUUUGGUGGACAUUUCUCACCCUGCGUCAGUGCAGGGCAGCAGAAGCUCGGUGGGGCUGGGGACCUUUCCACCGAGGCCACCGCUUGUGUCUGGCGCGGGUGGCUGUGCUGGGUGGCUCUCGCUCCAGCUCUGGCGGGGGGUGGACGCUGCAUUUGAGCAAACCAAGGAGACAGCGCUCAUUGCUCUCCCCAGUGCGCUCUGCUCUGUUAUGCCUUGGAAAAGGAGGCUGGUUGCUGCUGGAUGGGUAA
Molecule: messenger RNA, 1239 nt
Organism: Nothoprocta perdicaria
Lineage: Eukaryota; Metazoa; Chordata; Aves; Tinamiformes; Tinamidae
Gene: RSAD2
Product: radical S-adenosyl methionine domain containing 2
Exons: 6
Coding region: 1-1239 (412 amino acids)
Biological process (GO): positive regulation of immune response; defense response to virus
Cellular component (GO): mitochondrion; endoplasmic reticulum membrane; lipid droplet
Molecular function (GO): 4 iron, 4 sulfur cluster binding; catalytic activity
Source: RefSeq, a predicted model, not a curated record